AUGGGGGACAACGAUGCAAAGCCAAGUGGCGAAGAGUUAGAGAAACAGCCACCUUUUCCCUUGACCGAGGUUGAUAAAUGGGUUCUAUCACAAACGGACGAGGAGUUUCAUCUUCACGAUUGGGAUGAAUUGAGGAAUAUCGUUGCUGCCAAUGCUCUCGAGACACUCAAACGCAAACCAUCCGACCUCCGCCGCUACAUGGCCUGGUCCCACGAAAUUAAGGGCCAAUAUGGAAGCAUGACCAACUACAUCCUGCAGCACCGGCUUUUGUGGGGUCCGCCACCCUUCAAAUACAUCUCCUCAAUUCCCUUUCACAAGUCAUCAGACUACAAGAUUCUCCUCAACGAUUGGCCCUACGGUCUCACUUCAGACACCACUCAUAUUGUGGUUUGGUCCAAGACGCCGAUUGCUACGGAUGAUAUGAAUGGAGAUGUGACGCACGAGAGUAGGAAGAUCAUCCAGGAGUUUGUGUAUAGGACUUUUGUGAAGAGAUUGAGUGGAGAUAGUUAUCGGGUUAUAUGGUUCAAGAAUUGGGUGCGGCUGCAGAGCGUUAGGGCUUUGGAGCAUGUACAUGUUUUGGUGAAGGAUGCGACGAAAGAGGAUCUGGAGUUCUGGACUGGAGAAAAGGUGUAG
Hyaloscypha bicolor E is the source of this 633-nucleotide messenger RNA. RefSeq lists its product as uncharacterized. The coding region runs from base 1 to 633 and encodes 210 amino acids. NCBI's taxonomy places the organism in Eukaryota, Fungi, Ascomycota, Leotiomycetes, Helotiales, Hyaloscyphaceae. Gene Ontology annotation, cellular component: cytoplasm. The transcript has 2 exons. Gene Ontology annotation, biological process: N-acetylglucosamine metabolic process. The record is from RefSeq and is a predicted model, not a curated record.